This is a messenger RNA of Salvia splendens (bonfire salvia), 339 nucleotides long. RefSeq lists its product as uncharacterized. The transcript has 2 exons. The record is from RefSeq and is a predicted model, not a curated record. The coding region runs from base 1 to 339 and encodes 112 amino acids. Lineage: Eukaryota; Viridiplantae; Streptophyta; Magnoliopsida; Lamiales; Lamiaceae.
AUGGAAGAAGCGGUUGUUGUACCUGAAUGUUCUCCCGAGCUUAAGCCUGUUGUAGGUCAGAAAUUCCAAUCCUUGGAUUUCGCUUUCACUUUCUACGACGUAUAUGCCCGCGCAGUUGGCUUUGAUACGCGCAAACAAGCUAUGAGGAAGGUUGAUGAUGUCACGACCUGGUAUCAAGUUGUAUGCAACAGAGAAGGAAGGAAGAAGGGCGAUGAGGAUGACCAGUUGAAUGCCUGUUCUGAUUUCACUAUCAAGCGUAGGAAGUUAUCUAAGCGGUGGGUUGUACGGCUAGUAUAUCCUUCAGGUUUUUCUCGGAAGAUUGCUCGUCAGGAUACAUAA